Molecule: messenger RNA, 1336 nt
Organism: Larimichthys crocea (large yellow croaker)
Lineage: Eukaryota; Metazoa; Chordata; Actinopteri; Sciaenidae
Product: zona pellucida sperm-binding protein 3
Exons: 9
Coding region: 50-1237 (395 amino acids)
Biological process (GO): positive regulation of acrosome reaction; binding of sperm to zona pellucida; egg coat formation
Cellular component (GO): extracellular matrix
Molecular function (GO): acrosin binding
Source: RefSeq, a predicted model, not a curated record
AGGUGAGUUUGUCCUGAACAGAGGAAACAAAAAAAAUAAACUCUUAAAUAUGAAGCCGCUUGUCAGAAUCAUUUUCUGUCUGUUCUGUGGAGCUUCAGCAGCAGCUCCAGAGUUAUACUGGAACGCCAGGUUUGAAGACCAGAUACCAGAUCAGCCUGAAGUACAGGAACCAGCAGCUGUCGUCCAGGAGAAGCAGUCUUUCCAUGAACCACUGACUUGGAAGUUUCCAGAUCCACCGGCUGAGGAGCCGCCUCAGUUCCCUCCAGACUUUGAACUUAAGGUUCCAACAGCAACCAAUAGCGUCAGCGUCAUCUGCGGGGAGAACUCUGUCCGAGUGGAGGCCAAGAAAGACCUGCUGGGGAUCGGUAAACCUGUCCAGGCUGCAGACGUCACUCUAGGAGGAUGUCCUGCCACGAGGGAAGAUGCUGAAGCUCAGGCUCUAGUCUUUGAAUCAGAGCUGCAUGGAUGUGGCAGCCAGCUGCUGCUGACUGAGGACUCGUUCAUCUACGCCUUCACGCUGCUCUACACUCCCAGUCCUCUGGGAGACAGUCAAAUCGUCCGAACCACAGACGUCACAGUCAGCAUCCAGUGUCACUACCAGAGGAAGCAUGAUGUGAGCAGCGAGCAGUUGAAGCCAACCUGGACUCCGUUCAGUGACACCAAAGCUUCAGAGGACAGUCUCUAUUUCUCCCUCAGACUCAUGACUGAUAAUUGGCAGUUCGCUCGUCCAUCUGCUGAAUUCCUGCUGGGUGACAUGAUGAAGUUUGAAGUUUCAGUAAAACAGUUUCAUCAUGUCCCCCUCAGAGUGACGGUGGACAGUUGCGUGGCCACUGUGAUCCCAAAUGUUGACACCGUCCCCAGAUACGCCUUCCUGGGAAACAGUGGGUGUCUAUUUGACAGUCAGCUGACAGGCUCUAGCUCUCGGUUCCUGCCUCGGUCUCAGGACGACACGCUGCAGUUUGAGGUGGAGGCGUUCAGGUUCCAGCAGGACGACAGCGGCGUGAUCUACAUCACCUGCAGUCUGAAAGCGACAGCAGCUACUGCAGCUCUUGAUGCCACUAACAAGGCCUGUUCAUUCUCCAACGGGUGGAGGGAGACCAGUGGCAACCAUCAAGUCUGUAACUGUUGUGAUACAGACUGUGGGACAGGAAACCAGAACCCCCUCACAAGAACAGAUGCUCAGUGGGAACAGGAAACAGCGGUUGGACCAAUCAUUGUGAAAGAGAAACCUCUAUGACCAGAAAUAAAAACGACUUUAAAAUGAGGCUUACAAUACUUUAUAUUCAGACCAUUUGAGUAAUAAUACAUAAAAUUAAAAACUCUUUCUAUUAGAUUA